This is a messenger RNA of Oncorhynchus nerka (sockeye salmon), 4833 nucleotides long. RefSeq names its product GTP-binding protein SAR1a-like. Gene Ontology annotation, molecular function: GTPase activity; GTP binding. The record is from RefSeq and is a predicted model, not a curated record. Bases 93 to 782 code for a protein of 229 amino acids. The transcript is spliced from 8 exons. Gene Ontology annotation, cellular component: COPII vesicle coat; endoplasmic reticulum exit site. NCBI's taxonomy places the organism in Eukaryota, Metazoa, Chordata, Actinopteri, Salmoniformes, Salmonidae. Gene Ontology annotation, biological process: membrane organization; vesicle organization; intracellular protein transport.
UUAUUUUUGGACCAGUCAUUCACGGAAAAAAAGCCUUGACCAAAAGUAACGGGACGUGUUAGAGCCACGGACACAAGGUGAAGAUAACAGACAUGUCGUUUAUAUUUAACUGGAUCUACAGAGGCCUCAGUGGUGUGCUGCAGUUACUAGGUUUGUAUAAGAAGUCUGGGAAGCUGGUGUUCCUUGGUUUGGACAAUGCUGGGAAAACAACACUACUGCACAUGCUUAGAGAUGACCGACUGGGACAGCAUGUGCCAACCCUACAUCCCACAUCAGAAGAGUUAACCAUUGCUGGGAUGACAUUCACAACAUUUGAUCUUGGUGGUCACACACAAGCCAGAAGAAUCUGGAAGAACUACCUCCCAGCUAUAAAUGGUAUAGUCUACCUGGUGGAUUGUGCAGACCAUGAGAGACUACAAGAAGCCAAAAUUGAACUGGAUGCAGCCUUACCUCCGGAUUUGGGCCCGUUCCCAAGAAAACAGGAUAUCUUUUGCGUCAGACUCGUUAAAGAAAAAGUCUUCUUCCAGUUCGAGGCGCUGUUAACAGAUGAGACCAUCUACAAUGUGCCUGUACUUAUCCUCGGGAAUAAGAUCGACCGCCAAGAGGCAAUCAGUGAAGACGCACUCCGAGGGAUGUUCGGACUCAUUGGACACACUACCGGAAAGGGUAAUGUGUCACUGAAGGAGCUGAACCUGAGGCCCAUGGAGAUCUUCAUGUGUAGUGUUCUGAAGAGGCAGGGAUACGGAGAUGGUUUCCGCUGGCUCUCACAGUACAUUGACUGAUCGAUCCAUCACUAUUUCUCUUACUAGAUUCACACUAUACAGCCAACUCAAAACUUACUGGGUGGGCUAGAUUAUUUCAAAUAAAAUGGUCAUUUCCACCAUGGUUCAAGCAACUAUGAUGGAUGUGUAACAAGUUCAGGUCAGCCAAGUACACAAGAGGACAGACAUGCCUCACGAAUCUACCCGCUGGAAAAUCUAUUAACUGCUAGCGUGCUAUAUUUAUUGUAAUUUUUACAUUUGAGAAAGUGUGGCCUCAAUAAGUAAAUAUAUUUCUAAGACAAAUAUAUUUUUAUUGAUACAGUAUUUAUACUCUUGUGUUUUGGACAUAUUUCUUUGGGUUCAAACAGUGUUGAAAUAUGUAAAUGUUUGAUAGUAGAAUAGUAAAAUCUAAUAAUAAUUGGUACACCCUUUUAUAGUCUGAGCCCUAUGUAGUGAAUUCAAACUUCAAAACCAAUAUUGUGUAGUUUACACGUUGCGUCAUAAUGAUCUGUUACUUUCUGAAAGUACUGUGGUGGUGGGCAUUUUGAAUCAUACCUCAGUCAAACAGUUUUAUUAUUACAGUAUUAUUUCUCCUCCCACUUAUGAUGACGUUACAGGGUAGGACAUGUCAUCGCUUUGAACCAGUUCGUAACCAUGGUUUAUUUUUAAGUUGCUGGCAUUGGAUUUCAGAGGGGUUAUUGGUGUAACAGUUCCGCGUUUGUGUCUUUUCGACAUUGCUGCUCUCUCCUUCCACGAACAUUUGAUAUCGGAAGUUUACAUACACUUAAGGUUGGAGUCAUCAAAACUCGUUCUUCAACCACUCCACAAAUGUCUUGUUAACAACCUAUAGUUUUGGCAAGUCGGUUAGGACAUCUACUUUGUGCAUGACACAAGUAAUUUUUCCAACAAUUGUUUACAGACAGAUUAUUUCACUUAUAAUUCACUGUAUCACAAUUCCAGUGGGUCAAGAUUUUACAUGCACUAAGUGUACUGUUCCCUUAAACAGCUUGGAAAAUUCCAAAAAAUGAUGUCAUGGCUUUACAAGCUUCUGAUAGGCUACUUGACAUCAUUUGAGUCAAUUGGAGGUGAACUUGUGGAUGUAUUUCAAGGCCUACCUUCAAACUCAGUGCCUCUUUGCUUGACAUCAUUGGAAAAUCAAAAUAAAUCAGCCAAGACUUCCAGAAAAAAAAUUGUAGACCUCCACAAGUCUUGUUCAUCCUUGGGAGGAAUUUCCAAACGCCCGAAGGUACCACGUUCAUCUGUACAAACAAUAGUACGCAAGUUUAAACACCAUGGGACCAUGCAGCCGUCAUACCGCUCAGGAAGGAGACGCAUUCUGUCUCCUAGAGAUAAAUGUACUUUGGUGUCGAAAAGUGCAAAUCAAUCCCAGAACAACAGCAAAGGACCUUGUGAAGAUGCUUGUGGAAACCGGUACAAAAGUAUCUAUAUCCACUGUAAAACGACACCUAUAUCAACUUCCGCUCAGCAAGGAAGAAGCCACUGCUCCAAAACGGCCAUAAAAAAGCCUGGCUACGGUUUGCAACUGCACAUGGGGACAAAGAUCGUACUUUUUGGAGAAAUGUCCCCUGGUCUGAUGAAACAAAAAUAGAACUGUUUGGCCAUAAUGACAAUUGUUAUGUUUGGAGGAAAAAGGGGGAGGCUUGCAAGCCGAAGAACACCAUCCCAACCAUGAAGCACGGGGGUUAAGGCUUGGUCACAAAUGGGUCUUCCAAAUGGACAAUGACCCCAAGCAUACUUCCAAAGUUAUGGCUUAAGGACAACAAAGUCAAGGUAUUGGAGUGGCCAUCACAAAGCCCUGACCUCAACCAAUAGAACAUUUGCGGGCAUAACUGAAAAGCGUGUGCAAGCACGGAGGCCUACAAACCUGACUCGGAUUCACCAGCUCUGUCAGGAGGAAUGGGCCAAAAUUCACCCAAAUUAUUGUGGAAAGCUUGUGGAGGGCUACCCAAAACGUUUGACCCAAGUUAAACAAUUUAAAGGCAAUGCUACCAAAUACUAAUUGAGUGUAUGUAAACUUCUGACCCAUUGGGAAUGUGAUGAAAUAAAUAAAAGCUGAAGUAAAUCGUUCUCUCUCCUAUUAUUCUGACAUUUCACAUUCUUAAAAUAAAGUGGUAAUCCUACCUGACCUAAAACAGGGAAAUUUUACUUGGAUUAAAUGUCAGGAAUUGUGAAAAACUGAGUUUAAAUGUAUUUGGCUUAGAUGUAUGUAAACUUCCGACUUCAACUGUACUACAUAGCAGGCCUGGGUUCACAUACUUUUAGAAAUCUUUCAAAUACUUUGAUAUUUUUCUUUAGCCUGCCUGGAUUGCCAGGUUUGUACUUCUGGGAAUUUUCUGUUGGUUCUAUUGCAACAUACAAGCUCAAUCAAGCACAGCGGAAGUAUUUUAAAUGAUUUCAAAUUGUAAUUGAGCUAGGUCUGCUAUACCAACCAGGCCAAAUUCUUUUUUCUAUAACUGCCAAAGCGUAUAGGCCUACACCCUUACAUUUAUUCUAAGCAGUUAUCUUUUCAAAUGCAUAUCAUAAAAGGAAAGCAAUGGUGCCCUAAACGUAUUUUACUGUAAAAAACAUGGAAUCUAUGCAGAUGAUAAUUGAUGUUUUAUUACAUGGCUAUUCCAGUAGAAUUCCGCUUCCUUCAAGAAUAUAUUGAUAUCCUAUUAUCCUAAAUAGUUACAUACCAGACAGGUUUUACCAACAAGGACAAAGUUGUUGUUUUCUCAUAAAUGACUGUUUUUGUAUUGAUAAUUCCAGUUGUUUCACUACCAACCAAUGACAUGAAUGUGACUACAAGUGCAUUAACACUUUUUAUUUAUAAAUUGUUUAAUACAAAAGUGCAUUAUUUUGUAAUACCAGGGUUUUAUCACAACUGUGUAGGUUACAGAUGAUGUAUGCAAUUUCCUAUAGUCUACCAACUGUAUACGUGGUUUUUGUUUCUGUAAAAUAAGUACUUGGUGACUAUUGGCUGCUCAUAGCUAUAAUAAACUCAGCAAAAAAAGAAAUGUCCCUUUUUCAGGACCGUCUUUCAAAAAUGAUUUGUAAAAAUCCAAAUAACUUCACAGAUCUUAAUUUGUAAAGGGUUUAAACACUGUUUCCCAUGCUUGUUCAAUGAACCAUUAAUGAACAUGCACCUGUGGAACGGUCAUUAAGACACUAACAGCUUACAGACAGUAGGCAAUUAAGGUCACAGUUAUGAAAACUUAGGAUACUGAAGAGGCCUUUCUACUGACUCUGAAAAACACCUCAAGAAAGAUUCCCAGGGUCCCUGCUCAUCUGCGUGAACUUGCCUUAGGCAUGCUGCAAGGAGGGAUGAGGACUGCAGAUGUGGUCAGGGCAAUAUAUUGCAAUGUCCAUACUGUGAGACGCCUAAGACAGCGGUACAGGGAGACAGGACGGAUCGUUGAUUGUCCUCGCAGUGGCAGACCAUGUGUAACAACACCUGCACAGGAUCGGUACAUCCGAACAUCACACCUGCGGGACAGGUACAGGAUGGCAAUAACAACUGCCCGAGUUACACCAGGAAUGCACAAUCAGUGCUCAGACUGUCCGCAAUAGGCUGAGAGAGGCUGGACUGAGGGCUCAUCCUGACAUGGCCCUCCAGCAUGACAAUGCCACCAGCUAUACUGCUCGUUCAGUGUGUGAUUUCCUGCAAGACCGGAAUGUCAGUGAUCUGCCAUGGCCAGCGAAGAGCCCGGAUCUCAAUCCCAUUGAGCACGUCUGGAUCCUGUUGGACCGGAGGUUGAGGGCUAGGGCCAAUCCCCCCAGAAAUGUCCGGGAACUUGCAGGUGCCUUGGUGGAAGAGUGGGGUAACAUUUCACAGCAAGAACUGGCAAAUAUGGUGCAGUCUAUGAGGAGAUGCACUGCAGUACUUAAUGCAGCUGGUGGCCACACCAGAUACUGACUGUUAACCCCCCCUUUGUUCAGGGACACAUUAUUCCAUUUCUGUUAGUCACAUGUCUGUGGAACUUGUUCAGUUCAUGUCUCAGUUGUUGAAUCUCGUUAUGUUGAAAUAUUUACACAUGUUAAGUUUGCUGAAAAUAAACGCAGUUGACAGUGA